Molecule: messenger RNA, 705 nt
Organism: Rhizophagus irregularis DAOM 181602=DAOM 197198
Lineage: Eukaryota; Fungi; Glomeromycota; Glomeromycetes; Glomerales; Glomeraceae
Source: RefSeq, a predicted model, not a curated record
AUGACCGGUAUACUAACGCCAUCUUUUCACGUAUAUUACUCAAAGCAACUUAACCAGCUUUUUCGUUCCAUCAAAAUAGAUACAUGGCAACGUCUUACUUCACAAAAACAUCCAUUAUCGAUAGAACAGGCAAGUAGUAUCCAUCCCGAAGUGGAAGAUUUGUUAAAUAAGGCGGUUGGAAAUUAUAUUAAGCAAAAAAAGUGUCAGAAGAUGAAGCCUAUUACUAGCGACUGUGAAACUUCGUUAAGGCAAGAAAAUGAGGAGUUGUGUAUAUCAAAGCAGGUAUUGGAAAAAAAGAUUGAAGAGCUUCUCGAUUUGCAAGAACAGUAUAAGUCUCGUGAGGUAGCUAUGACCAAGUCUUUAGAGGAAAGUGGUGAGAAAGUCGCCAAAUUAUCAAAUUCGGUAGCUUAUUUCAAGAGUAUAAUCCCUGAUACGAAAAAAGCUCUUGCAUUGGCUGAAAAGUCUAUUGACCUAUUAGAGAAUAAAUGUCGGCAUUUGGAGGAUGUUAUCUCUGCCAAGGAUAGAAAAAUUAUCGCUCUUGUUGAUCAGAUUCUUUCUUACACGAAGUACAGUGAUGUAACUACAGAACCGGAAACGUAUUCCAGCAAUUGUGAAAGAGAUUUAUGGGCGAAACGACAUAGAGAAUCUGAAUAUGACCUAGAGGUUCAGAAAAAAUACACAUUUCGGGAUUUGGCAGGUAAAUGA